Molecule: messenger RNA, 912 nt
Organism: Alternaria burnsii
Lineage: Eukaryota; Fungi; Ascomycota; Dothideomycetes; Pleosporales; Pleosporaceae
Product: pyrroline-5-carboxylate reductase
Exons: 2
Coding region: 1-912 (303 amino acids)
Biological process (GO): L-proline biosynthetic process
Molecular function (GO): pyrroline-5-carboxylate reductase activity
Source: RefSeq, a predicted model, not a curated record
AUGCCAGACCUAACUCUCUGUAUACUGGGAUGUGGUAAUCUCGGUACACCUAUCCUGAAAAGUCUCACCAACGCCCCUCCGGACUCUCUCCGUGGCAUCACUCAAUUUGUCGCCUGCGUCCAAAGUGAGGGUUCGGAAAAGCGACUUCAAGAUCUCUUCUCUCAGCAUCAAAAUGUCCGUAUUUUGAGGAAAGACAAUACAACCGCCAUCGAAACUUCAGAGGUCAUAAUCCUCGGUGUCGACCCUUCACAGGUCGAAGCAACAUUACAAGAAGAGGGUAUCAAAGAGGCCUUGCAGGGGAAACUCUUAAUCAGUAUCGUAGCAGGCUGGUCACGCUCUGCACUGGAAUCACUUGUUGGCGCCGACCCGGAAGCAAAAGACGACGGGAAAAAGACGUGGGUUCUGCGUACACUCCCAAAUGUAGCAGCGCUUGUCUCUCAGUCCCUAACAGCCAUCGAACACCAUCCCUCGCCCUCUUUCCCAGCCGAAUACUCAGCGCUAGCAACAGCGAUAUUCUCUCAGAUUGGUAAAUCACUCCCUGUUCCGCCCAGUCUUAUGCCCGCUACCACAGCUGUCAGCGGCUCCACGCCCGCAUUCUGGGCCAUCAUAGUUGACAGCCUCAUCGACGCCGCUGUGGCUGUGGGGGUACCUCGGAAGAUAGCUCAGGACCAAAUCUACCAGAGUAUGAGAGGCAGUGCGGAGAUGCUUCAGAGUGGGAUACAGCCGGGGGAAUUGAGGGACAUGGGGACAAGUCCGGAGGGGUGUACGAUUGCGGGGGUGAUGGUGCUGGAGGAAGGUGGGGUAAGAGGCGUUCUAGGAAGAGCAUUGAGGGAGAGUGUUACAGUUUCUAGAGCGAUGGGCAAGGUCGGGGAAGGGGAGGAGGUGCAUGUUAAUGACACUAGGAAAAUUUAG